Molecule: messenger RNA, 1767 nt
Organism: Nerophis lumbriciformis (worm pipefish)
Lineage: Eukaryota; Metazoa; Chordata; Actinopteri; Syngnathiformes; Syngnathidae
Biological process (GO): regulation of transcription by RNA polymerase II
Cellular component (GO): chromatin; transcription regulator complex; PcG protein complex
Molecular function (GO): DNA-binding transcription factor activity, RNA polymerase II-specific; RNA polymerase II cis-regulatory region sequence-specific DNA binding
Source: RefSeq, a predicted model, not a curated record
AACUGUUAAUAAACAAAUAAUCUUAAUCGACCGUUAUUAGUUUGUUUACAAUAAUUCAGACGGAAAUACGAACACAUACAGGAAGUGGUUAGGCGGAAGUUGUGUGACGUCACUGCAGAACUUUGCUAUUCGCUGCACGACCGUAGCUAGUUAGCUAAAAUAUCUCAAAUAUACAUUGUUUGUUUUAUCAUUAUUAACCAUCACAGUUUGGUGAAGCAGCGACUAACUGCUGCUGUUGAAGAAAUAUUUGUAGUGUUAGAAAGAACGAUAGCAGAAUACGAGGAGGAACUUUCUAGAACAAAAGAGGAGAACGAGCGACAACGUCAACUACUGGACGCUCUUUUCAACAAACAUCAACAAACAGACGUGGGUGAAGCACAGAGAUGGAGCACAUUAAAGAGGAACAGGUGGAGCCACAGCCCCCUCACAUUAAAGAGGAAAAGGCGGAGCUACACGGCCCCCACUUUAAAGAGGAAGAGACAGAACCACAGCCCCCUUACAUUAAAGAGGAAGAGGAGGAUUACAGCGUCAGUCAGGAUGGCGACCGUCUUGAAGGACUGGAGGACCUCCCAGUUAUUUGUGUGGUUGUGAAGAGUGAAGAAGAAGAGGUCAAAGGUGAAAGUGCGGAGAUACCAAGCAGCAGCUCAACUCACCACAUGACAACAGAAGCUGACGUUGGAGGAUCACAAGCAGACUUAGCUCCACUACCAGAGAGUGACGAGACGACGUCUCACUCUGAAGAUGAAGACUCUGGUAGGACGCGUCACACGGACAACACACACUUGAAAUGCUCUCAGUGUGACAAAACUUUUGUUAGCGUGGGAAAUCUGAAGAGACACAUGAGAAGUCACACCGGAGAGAAACCAUUUGUGUGCUCUGUUUGCGGCAAGAGAUUCUCCCAGAAGGUGCAUUGGAGAGCACACAUGGGAACGCACGCCCGAGAGAAACUAUGUUCCUGGCCAGGCUGCAACAAACGUUUGUGCGACAGCUCGGCGUUGGACCGACACAUGAGGACGCACAACAUAGACCAAGCACACUCCUGCUCAGUCUGCGGCAAAUGUUUUAACGAGCGUACAGAAUUGGAUCGACACGUGAGAAGACACGCCGAAGAAAAACCCUUCUCCUGUUCAAUCUGCGGUUUAGGUUGCGAACGAAAUGCCGAUCUGAAAGUCCACCUCAGGUUGCACACUGGGGAAAAACCUUUUCCCUGUACAAUCUGCGGCGUAGGUUUUGCGAGAAACGCGGACUUGACGGUGCACGUGAGGCGACACACCGGUGAAAAACCCUUUUCCUGCUCGGUGUGCGGUUUAGGUUUCGUAAGAAAUGGCUAUUUGAAAAUACACAUGAGGAGACACACCGGAGAAAAACCCUUCUGCUGCUCGAGCUGCGACAAGUGCUUCUGUGACCAGACCAACCUCGUGAAACACAUGAGAACGCACACCGGCGAAAAACCAUAUCCCUGCUCAAGCUGCAACAAAAGCUUUGGUGAACAAAAAUACCUGGUAAAACACAUGAGAAUACACACUGGAGAGAAAGUGUUUAGUUGCGGUGUGUGUGAUGAGAGAUUCUCUUAUAAAUACCAGCUGAACAAACACUCGUGUGUCGCCGACAACAGCAGCACUAAAUGAAGCUGCAGGCUUUCAAAAAACUUUGAUGACUUUGACUUUUAGUUUCUACCAACACCAGCACAUUUAACAAGUGUUAUGUAUUUGUUGCGUAACAAUCUGCUUCAUCAUCUUCUACCGUGUAAAUGCAAUACAAAUUGAA